Molecule: messenger RNA, 945 nt
Organism: Ostreococcus tauri
Lineage: Eukaryota; Viridiplantae; Chlorophyta; Mamiellophyceae; Mamiellales; Bathycoccaceae
Product: Exoribonuclease, phosphorolytic domain 1
Exons: 1
Coding region: 1-945 (314 amino acids)
Biological process (GO): U4 snRNA 3'-end processing; nuclear mRNA surveillance; nuclear polyadenylation-dependent rRNA catabolic process
Cellular component (GO): cytoplasmic exosome (RNase complex); nuclear exosome (RNase complex)
Source: RefSeq, a predicted model, not a curated record
AUGGGCGGCGACCGCGCGUACGCCCGCGACGGCGUCGCGGAUGACUGUCGCGAAGACGGACGCGGGCGAGCGACCCGUCGGGCGCUGCGGAUGGCGAUCGGCGUCGUGCCGAACGCGAACGGGUCGUGCGCGGUGACGCUGGGGGAGACCUCGUGCGUUGCCGCGGUGCGAUGCGACGUGACGGCGAUCGAGGCGUGGGAGGCGUCGGACGUGGGGGCGAUCGUCCUGCGCGUCGACGCGAGUUCGAUCGCGACGACGCGCGCGGGGCGGGCGGCGGCGGUGGGGGAGACGCUGCGGCGACGCCUGGAGAGCGUCGUCGCGGGACGCGAACGCGGGGUCUCGGACGCGAGCGGAAGGGCGAGUGGGAGCGGCGUGGACGCCUGGGAUGGAGGUGGGAUCGAUCUCCGGUCGCUGUGCGUGCGACCGGGACGGGCGCGGUGGACGCUGGCGGUGGACGCGGUGUGCGCGUGCGAUCGAGGGUCGAUGCUGGACGCGCUGAGCGUCGCGGUGCGAGGGGCUCUGGCGGAUACGAAGAUUCCAAAGGUCUCGCUCGUCGGUGUGGGGAGCGAUGGGGAGGGAGGAGAGUUGGAGAUCGAUGACGACCCGGACGCGUGCACGAGAGUGGACGUGUCGAGGUGCGGCGUCGUGGCGACGACGACGAAGAUUGGGAAACACGGCGUCGUCGACGCCACGGACGAGGAAGAGGCGUGCGCGGAGGCGUCGAUGAGCGUUGGGGUCGAUCGAGAUGGGAUGGUGUGCGGGGAAUUCACGACCGGUGGCGAGACGCUCGACCGGGGCACGGCGGACGCGAUGCGCAAGCUCUCGUGCCGAGUCGGCGUCGAACUCAUCGAAGCGAUGGAUGCAUUUUUGGCCACCGCCGUCGCGGCUAAUAAAAUCGAUGAAGACGAAGACGGUCGAGUCAUGGUCGUUAGAGUUAGGAAGUGA